Molecule: messenger RNA, 1712 nt
Organism: Physcomitrium patens
Lineage: Eukaryota; Viridiplantae; Streptophyta; Bryopsida; Funariales; Funariaceae
Product: small COPII coat GTPase SAR1A
Biological process (GO): intracellular protein transport
Molecular function (GO): GTP binding; GTPase activity
Source: RefSeq, a predicted model, not a curated record
UGGUGCUUUGGCCCUGCCCUGCCCAGCCCGGCCCGGCCCUCUGCCCGCGCGCCCGCACCUCACCGGGUUGGAGCCAGGCAACGCAUUGUUGUUGUUGCUGCACUUGCUGCUCCUCUUCCUCGUCCCUCGUCCCUCGUCUCUCCUCCUCCCCCUCCUCCCCCUCCUCCGCUACUGCUGCUGCUUGGCUUGGCCUCGCCCUUGGGCUUGGCUUCGCUUGCUCUCCACUGCUCUUCUUCGUCUGCUUCUUCUUCUUCCUCUUCUGCUGUUUCUGCAAUCGAUCACUUCGUGGAACUUUACUUCGAUCCUCGCAAUCCCGUCUUGUGGAGGCUAUUUCAAGUACCUUUCCUCCGUUCGCACGCAGACGAGUCCGCAGAAAGGCGGAAUCACGUAGCGUGCGAGCGAGGCUUCUUCAGCGGAGUUUGGGAGUUUGUUUCGGUGGAAAAGGUUGAAGGGAAGAGGAGGCGCCGGGCGACGAUAGCGAGGGCUCUGGAACCAUGUUUUUGUUCGACUGGUUUUACAGCGUGCUUGCCACCUUAGGGUUAUGGCAGAAGGAGGCCAAAAUCUUGUUCCUCGGCUUGGACAACGCCGGCAAGACCACGUUGCUGCACAUGCUCAAGGAUGAGAGGUUGGCCCAACAUCAACCGACGCAAUAUCCUACUUCGGAGGAGUUGAGUAUCGGAAAAAUCAAGUUCAAAGCAUUUGAUCUGGGUGGUCACCAGAUCGCCAGGCGAGUGUGGAAGGAUUAUUAUGCCAAGGUCGACGGUAUCGUCUACUUGGUAGAUGCUGCUGACAAGGAGAGGUUUUCGGAGUCGAAGAAGGAGCUGGAUGCUCUGCUGUCUGACGACUCGCUUGGUCAGGUGCCUUUCUUAGUUCUCGGGAACAAGAUUGACAUCCCAUAUGCCGCUUCGGAAGAUGAAUUGCGGUAUUCAUUGGGUCUAAGCAAUUACACUACUGGCAAGGGCAAGGUGAAUCUGGGAGAUUCCAACAUUCGACCUAUUGAAGUCUUUAUGUGCAGUAUUGUGCGGAAGAUGGGCUAUGGCGAGGGCAUCAAGUGGAUGUCACAGUACAUCAAGUAGUUUCUGACAAUAGGUGACAAAGCUUGGAGCAUAAAAGGUCUAGAGGGUUUUUUUGUGAGAGAAGGUUGCAGUUCGGUGGAUAUUAUGAUGAGUUCUUGUUUCGAGAUGGUGCAUUGUAGGGUGGGGCUCGAAAUGCUUUCUUCGUACAAAUUGUAGACGUCAUUUAGUAUUACUUUGGACUUCGAUCUAUAGAUGUUAGUCUGUCAACGCCACUGGCAUGCUCACGUCAUGCUCUGGGUGGGUGCUUUUGAGAUACGCCUUUUGAAGUAAUGAUUUUUGUUUUAGCAUAUGGAAGAUCAGUUUGUGGUAAGCUGUCAGGUUCGUGUCUUGUUUCUUCAUAGUAAAACAGAUUGAACUCCUUAAGGUUGUCUAGUUACUGACCCGAACGGAGAACUGAAGUGCAGUCUGCCUCUCUACCAGUGAGCAGCGAGGUUGUCGACGUGCUUCGGGUUAGUAGCAAGCGUAGCAACAGUGCCGAUGCUUUACAUAGGGCAGGUGUAGUAGGUUCCUUAAACUUGUUCGGCUAUUUGGUAACGCUUUCAAACCAUCCUGUAAAAUCUAUUGCUUUUAAGACACUGACUCAGUUGGGUAUCGUUGUGCCACGAAAUAAACAGUUAUGAAAACAAUUAAGGCUAA